Molecule: messenger RNA, 3908 nt
Organism: Protopterus annectens (West African lungfish)
Lineage: Eukaryota; Metazoa; Chordata; Ceratodontiformes; Protopteridae
Gene: INTS3
Product: integrator complex subunit 3
Exons: 31
Coding region: 199-3300 (1033 amino acids)
Cellular component (GO): cytoplasm
Source: RefSeq, a predicted model, not a curated record
UCGGCUCCGCCUUCUGGUUUCCUCAUGUCUUUCCUGUGUGUAUGAGUACGGCUGUGUCUAUUGUAGGGGUGCAUUAUAUAAUAGUUUCUCAACAUAAUAGCCUCCAAGCCCUAAUAGUAAGAAAGGCUGUAACUAAAAGGGGGUAGAGACCCUUCCCCACAGACCCUCCCCCCCCUGACCCAUACCCAACACCCAACCAUGGUGGAGACUCUACAGAAGGGAAAGGGAAAGUUGCUGGUUUCCAAUAGCCUGGAUGCAAAAGAUGAACUAGAGGAGAAAUUUGAGAGAUGUAUGAGUAUGGUGACAUCCUUGAUAAAUGGACUGUCAGAGAGAGAGGCUAAUGAUGCAUUGACUGCCUUUGUAUGUAAAGGACCACUGCAGCAUGAAGAGACUUGUUUGGGCCUAUUAACCAUUAUCCUUCUAGAUCCUAGUCAAGCACAAAAGUGUUACAGAGAUUUGGCAUUGGUUAGCCGUGAUGGCAUGAACAUUAUUUUAAUGAAGAUUAAUCAUAUCUUAAUGGAAAAGUAUUUAAAGCUUCAAGACACUGCUCGUUCACAGUUAGUAUGGCUUGUACGGGAACUGGUGAAAAGUGCAGUACUUGGAGCAGAUGGUGUGUGUAUGACACUAAUGAAACAGAUCGCUGGAGGGGAUGUGACACAAAAGAAUAUCUGGCUGGCAGAGUCUGUUCUCGAUAUACUGAUUGACCAGAGGGACUGGGUUCUAAAAAGUGGUCUUCUAAUUGCUAUGGCGGUAUACACAUACCUAAGACUAAUUGUGGAUCACCAUGGGACACCACAGCUGUUGGCCCUUCGACAGAAAGAAGUAGAGUUUUGUAAUACACUUCUCAGAGAGAAGUUCAUGGACUGUUUUAUGAUUGGUCGUGACCUAGUUCGUCUGUUACAAAAUGUUGCCAGAAUCCCAGAGUUUGAAUUGCUUUGGAAGGAUCUACUUCACAAUCCUCCGGCUCUCAGCCCCCAAUUCACAGGUAUUCUCCAGUUACUUCAGUCUAGAACCUCACGAAAGUUCCUGGCAUGUCGUCUAACUCCAGACAUGGAGACAAAAUUGCUCUUCAUGACCUCUCGGGUGCGGUUUGGUCAGCAGAAGAGAUACCAAGACUGGUUUCAAAAACAGUACCUCUCUACACCCGAUAGUCAGUCCCUUCGGUGUGACUUGAUCCGCUACAUAUGUGGGGUUGUUCAUCCAUCCAAUGAAGUUCUCAGUUCUGAUAUCCUCCCACGCUGGGCCAUCAUUGGUUGGCUUUUAACAACAUGCACUUCUAACGUCGCAGCUUCUAAUGCCAAGCUUGCCCUUUUCUAUGAUUGGUUGUUCUUCAGUCCAGAGAAGGAUAGCAUCAUGAACAUAGAGCCUGCAAUCCUAGUUAUGCAUCAUUCAAUGAAACCUCAUCCAGCCAUCACUGCCACACUCCUGGACUUCAUGUGUCGGAUAAUUCCUCAUUUUUGUCCGGCUUUGGAGAGUCAUGUUCGGCAAGGUGUUGUAAAUUCUCUCACCUUUAUUGUGGAAAAAAGAGUUCUCGCGUUUUCAGCAGCUGCUUUGGUUUCUUCCAACAUGCUAAAGACAUACAGGCAUUUAUCACCUCUGUUUGACAAUCCCAAAUUGGACAAGGAACUACGUGCAAUGCUCAGGGACAAAUUUCCAGAAUUCUGUAGUUCUCCAUCCCCUCCAGUAGAAGUUAAAGUAGAAGAGGCAGUUUCUUUGGAAAUGGAAAAUUCCAUAAUCGAUAAGGAAGACAAUUGCUAUGACAGCACAGAAGCGGCAUUCAGUGAUGAUGAGGAAGAGCUGAAUAAUAAAGGUAAAAAGAGAGAGUUCAGGUUUCAUCCAAUCAAAGAAACUAUUAUUGAGGAGCCAGCAGACAUCACACCUUAUCUGGAUCAGUUAGACGAGUCUUUGAAGGAUAAGGUGUUACUACUGCAGAAAGCCAGUGAUAUGGAGGCACAGUGUCAGAUGAUGCAGGAUAUCGUGGAUCAGAUACUAGAGGAUGACUUUGAUUCUGAUCAGCUGUCCACAGUUGCAUCUUGUCUGCAGGAACUGUUCAAGGCUCACUUUCAUGGUGAGGUUUUACCUGAAGAAAUCACAGAAGAGUCCUUGGAGGAAUCGGUAGGAAAGCCUCUCUAUUUAAUAUUUAGGAAUUUGUGUCAGAUGCAGGAGGAUAAUAGUGGCUUUUCAUUGCUUUUGGACUUGCUAUCUGAACUGUAUCAGAAGCAGCCAAAAAUUGGCUACCACCUUCUCUACUACUUAAAAGCCAGUAAAGCAGCAGCAGGAAAGAUGAGUCUGUACGAGUCAUUUGCUCAGUCCACCCAGUUAGGUGACCUCCACACCUGUCUCAUGAUGGACAUGAAGGCUUGUCAGGAAGAUGACGUCCGAUUACUCUGUUACCUUACUCCUUCUAUCUACACAGAGUUUCCUGAUGAGACGUUGCGUAGUGGAGAACUCCUGAACAUGAUUGUAGCUGUCAUAGACUCCUCACAGCUCCAAGAACUGGUUUGUCAGGUGAUGAUGGGAAAUCUUACCAUGUUUCGUAAAGACUCCGUCCUGAACAUCUUAAUUCAGAGUCUGGACUGGGAGACGUUUGAACAGUAUUGCACGUGGCAGCUCUUUCUUGCUCACAGCAUCCCUUUAGAAACCAUCAUUCCUAUUCUUCAGCACCUCAAGUACAAAGAACAUCCAGAAGCCCUUUCCUGCUUGCUGCUUCAGCUAAGGAGGGAAAAACCAACGGAAGAAAUGGUAAAGAUGGUCCUAAGCCGCCCUUGUCACCCGGAUGACCACUUUACCACAAGCAUUCUUCGAUAUUGGUGCAUGAAACAUGAUGACCAGCUGUCUGAGCACAUCAAGUCUUUGCUGAUUAAGAACAACAGCCUGCCUAGAAAACGACAGAGUUUGCGCAGUUCAAGCAGUAAAUUGGCACAGUUGACUUUGGAGCAGAUUCUGGAACACUUGGACAACUUGAGACUAAAUCUUACCAACACAAAACAGAACUUUUUUGGCCAGACACCGAUUCUUCAAGCACUACAGCAUGUGCAGGCCAGCUGUGAUGAAGCUCACAAGAUGAGGUUCAGUGAUCUUUUUGCUUUAGCAGAAGACUAUGAGGAUUGCUCUAAACCUUCAAAAAACAGGCGCAAGGGUGCCGCCUCAAGUCCACGGAGUAGGAAGAAUGCUGCCCAGCCUAUAAAUACUGAAGAAGAAUCUGGCUCCUCCAGUGCUUCCGAGGAAGAAGACACCAAACCUAAAGCUACCAAGCGGAAACGAAAGGGGUCUUCAGCUGUAGGUUCAGACAGUGACUGAGAGGCAUAGCCUCACUUUUCCAGUUUCUUCUUUCUGUGCCACAACCAGGACUUAAUCACUGAAAAAAGUGCCAGGCUCAACAGCGGAUGAGUCAGUUCACCAACACAUGGGCAGGAAAGCAGUAUCUUCCUUUUGUUUGAGUCUGCUUCCUCUUCACCCCAAUGGAGAUCCUAAUGGAAAAACGGAAGACCACUAUACCUGUAAAUGGACAGAGGCUCAGCUUCCGCAUUCAGCACUGCUUCCUGUAAAAAAAACAAAAAAAAAAAACAGUCUGGUCACAAAUAAUUAUUUAUAUAGAGAACUUAUUUACUUAUUUUAAAAAAAAGUUUAUAAACUUUUCUUAAAAUUCCAUGACACACACUGUUUUUUAAUGACAAUGUUUCUUUAAUGGGGUUCUUACAAGAUAUUGUGCCUUUUUAAGUAAGGGUAAAAAUGAUUAUACUGUACCUGUAGCAUUUAAAAAAAUGCAUCUUGACCUACUGAAAACGAAAUGGUGUUUGAUAAUGCAAGAAUGUUUUGUUUUUAAAGUAAAAGGGAUUUGUUUAAAAAGCCUGCUAUUUUCAUACACUGUUGUAAAUAAAUAGGCACACUAUCUGGUGUGAGGAAUA